Messenger RNA from Cynara cardunculus var. scolymus (artichoke), 1750 nucleotides. Its product is annotated as ATPase family AAA domain-containing protein 1-like. The coding region runs from base 87 to 1175 and encodes 362 amino acids. The record is from RefSeq and is a predicted model, not a curated record. Gene Ontology annotation, molecular function: ATP hydrolysis activity; ATP binding. Gene Ontology annotation, cellular component: mitochondrial outer membrane. The transcript is spliced from 6 exons. Lineage: Eukaryota; Viridiplantae; Streptophyta; Magnoliopsida; Asterales; Asteraceae.
UUAACAAUAAAUCGGUUACGCUGGUAGGAACAAAAGUCUGUCUCGAUCUUUCUUUACAACUGGAUUUCAUUUCUGAAACCCUAGUAAUGGCGGACCCCAAUAUGAAGCUAUUGAAGAAUCUCAUAUGGUACGCUGCUAGCGCCACUGUUAGUUGCUGGGUAUUGCUUGCAAGCCUUCGUAAGUUAGAUACCCAUCGCCAAGACAACAGAAGAUCAAGCGACCAACGCAAACAGCUUUUCAAACGAUUAGGCCGUACACUAUUCCCUACCACUCCUUACGAGGAUAUGAUAGCGUGUGAUAUUGUAAAUCCAGACCACAUAGAUGUGGAGUUUGAUUCAAUUGGAGGAUUGGACAGUACUAAGCAGUCAUUGUAUGAACUGGUGAUACUUCCAUUGCGUAGGCCUGAGUUAUUUGCUCAUGGACGGCUUCUUGGUCCGCAAAAAGGGGUGUUACUAUAUGGACCGCCAGGGACAGGGAAGACCAUGCUGGCUAAGGCAAUUGCAAAGGAAUCUGGAGCUGUUUUCAUUAAUGUUAGGGUGUCAAAUCUGAUGAGCAAGUGGUUUGGUGAUGCUCAGAAACUUGUUUCAGCUGUUUUCAGCCUGGCUCAUAAGCUACAGCCUGCAAUUAUUUUCAUUGAUGAGGUUGAUAGUUUCCUUGGACAGCGUCGAUCAACAGAUAGUGAAGUUAUAACCAACAUGAAAACCGAGUUCAUGACCUUGUGGGAUGGGUUCACUACUGAUCAGAAUGCUCGAGUAAUGGUACUUGCGGCAACCAAUCGGCCAUCAGAUCUUGAUGAGGCAAUACUUAGACGACUUCCCAUGGCUUUUGAAAUUGGGAAACCUGGACAGAGUGAUCGAGCAAAGAUACUGAAAGUGACUUUAAAGGGAGAGCGAAUAGAUGAAAAAAUCGACUUUGAGUACAUAGCUAGUUUAUGUGGGGGUUUCACUGGUUCGGACAUUUUUGAGCUCUGCAAGCAAGCUGCCUAUUAUCCUCUGAUGGAAUUUUUGCAAGAUGAGAAGAAUGGGAAAAAAGCAUCAGCACCAAGGCCUAUGUCUCAGAUGGACCUAGAAAAAGCUGUUGCUACAUCAAAAAAGGCCAAGAUUCCGACAUAUGAAGCUGGUGGGUCAACUUUUUGGUUACCACGCAUUGAACCUGAUGAUAAUCAGGAUUUCUAAAGCUAAUCCGGGAGAUGACGAACAUCUUGGUGUGAACUUCUGGUUCUGGAUAUUGAACCUUGUAGUCGUGUGUUCAGUUCCACAGCUUAUACGUUCUGCUACUUGAUGAUUCUUUUUUAACACAAUUGUUGUAUAGAAAUCUAUAGUGCUGAAGGUUGCUAGUCAAAUACAAAACAUAUUCAUUAUUUCUUAUCUUCAUCCAUCUAGGAAGACCACUUCAUUGCAUAUUAAAACCUUGUUGUCAGUUAUCACACAUUUGAUGCGACAUUAAGAGUGGGGCAUGACCGCCAGAAUAGGUGUAACAAAAACCAGAGAGAUGAGACAAGAUUGAUUAAAUACUAAACUACCCAUGUCAAAUUAAAACUCUAAAACCUUGCACAAUUUUUCCAUGUCCGUCCAGUCCUGUCAUGUAUGUGUACCAAAUGUACCCUUUUGUAUUUUUCCUUUGUUUUUGCACGGUACAAUGUUGUAUCCAGAAUCUUGGGGUCUUGGUAGGAAUGUACAAAUUUUAAUCUAGAAAAGCAGUAUAGUUUAUGGUAUAAAUAGAUUUGUUGUUACAUUUUAGUCCUUGAAAC